This is a messenger RNA of Bursaphelenchus okinawaensis, 4599 nucleotides long. The record is from the annotation of a GenBank genome assembly. Lineage: Eukaryota; Metazoa; Nematoda; Chromadorea; Rhabditida; Aphelenchoididae.
AUGAGCGCGGUCCGGUCAAACGUGGUAGGAGUUGACGGAAGUUUUGUUCAAGUUGUUGCCGAUACUAUCAAUGCCAAAGACUUUCACAGCCAGAAUGCAGUAAAAGUGGCGAUAACGGUAAAUGAAGCCAUCAGAGAGAUUUUAACAAUAGCUGGACGUUUCCAAAGACUGGGCCGGCGGAGACAAUUAACACCGGAGGACUUGGAUUGCGCUAUCAGGUUAAAGGGGAUUACGGUAAGCAAGGUUCUUUUUUUAUUAAAGGGUUUUAGUGCGAUCAAAAAAUACCUACCACAUUGGAAGUUUUAUGAUGUUCGUUAUGACUGUUUUACUGAUAAAUGCACUUUUUUAGCCGCCAUUUGGGUACGAAACAGGGAGCCAGCCCAGCUUCAAAUAUGCUGGGAAUCUUGUCAGAGACAUGUUUGUCAAAGAGGACCACGAGAUCGACUUACAGAGCUUUAUUCAAGCGCCUUUGCCUAGAUUACCUUUAGCCCCAUCGUUAAAAGGUAUGGUUAGUUUGAAAUAAUUUUUUAUUUUUAUUCAUUUAUUACUUAUAUCGUAUUUUUACAAUCUUACCUUUUCAGCCCACUGGCUAGUCAUUGACGGUGAACAACCAGCUAUUCCUGAGAACCCUCAACCUGAAAAACCAAAGCUGAUGCCAGUACAAAACCUUCCCUCAACUUCAAUGGACGAGAGUCCGUUGUUGCUAAAACAGCUGGGAAAGAAUGUGAGGAAGAUCACUCAAGUUCAGAUUAAGACAAUAUCUACACAUCCCAUCUCUCUGGAGCAACAAGUCUUCUUCAAAGAGGUAAUGGAAGCAGCGAUGGGGACUGAUGACAACAAACGGAACGAAGCCUUAAGUGUCAUUCAAACAGAUUGUGGAAUACAACUUCUACUGCCAAGGUUUUCUCUGGCUGUAGCUGAAGGUGUACGAUGUAAUGUAGCAUUAAGGAACCUGGCCUUCUUGAUCUAUCACAUGAGAGUGCUUCAGUCUCUGGCCAACAACAAAACCGUGAAUCUAGAAGGCGUUGUGAGUUGUUUUUUUGUAGUUUAUUUUGUUUUAGUUACAUGAGAUUCUGCCUGCCAUACUAACGUGCAUACUCAGUAAAACAUUGUGUCCUACAGAGAAGGAUAAUAACAACUGGGUUCUGAGAAACUUCAGUUCAAAGUUGUUGGCUACUAUUUAUAAGUAAGUUUAUUGUAUUUGGCUGCUGGCUUAUGACAACAUUUUAUUUUUUUAAAAGUGCUUUUGUUAUGUUGUACAUUUUUAUUUUGUUUUUGAAAAGCAAAACAAGUAUUGGUAUUUUUUGUAAUUAUGUGGCUUUUUAGACAAUACACAUCAACGAAUGUUCGUAUACGGAUCGUCAAGGUGUUGGCUGAUGCCGUACGAAAUUCGAAUAACUCAAUAACAACGAUUGCAGCGGCAGCGACGUCGAUUGCGGAGCUUGGUAAUGAAGUAAGUCUAAAACUUAAUUGAGGUAUACAGUGUUUUGCCCGGACCGGUCCGGAGCGUUUUUCACCGGUCCGGUCCAGCGAUUUUUUGGGUCCGGUCCAAACUUUAAAUUUUUGGGUCCGGUCCGGACCGGUCCAAACCCAAAAUUUUUGGGUCCGGUCCAGUCCGCAAAAAAAUUUUUUUUAAUUUUUAAAAAAAAGCAAGGAGCGCUAAAACUGCUUUCUUUUUUGCUUAAAAACUCCUAAAAAAUAUGUUUUAUUUGCUAUUUUUAAAACAGUUUUCUUAAAAUAAAAAAAAAAAUUUUUCCGGACCGGUCCGGAGCUUUUUCUUCGGUCCGGGUCCGCAGGUUUUUGGGUCCGGUCCGCAAAAAUUUCUGUUUUGGUCCGUCCGCACCGGACCCGUCCGCGGACCGGACCGGUCCGGCAAAACACUGGAGGUAUACAAAACAAUUUUAAACAGGAGAAAGUGGUCACUAUAAAAAAUAAGCAUUAAAUUUUGAUACAAAGGUAGCAAAUUUAGGUAAUGCAAGCGACGUUACUGCCAUUAAAAGACCAACUUCAACAAAUUGCUCAACGUAUUUUAAGGUCAGCAGGGAAAACAACUGAUAAUCAGGUAAACGACGAUCGCAGCGGUGCCGAGAAGUUGUUAGACGUGUUAAAGGUAUGUACUUCAAAAUUUUAGUUACUUUUUCAUAAAUUAGAGUUUAUAAAUGACAUUACAGUAAUAACAGUCAUUGUGAUUAACAUUUGAAUGCUGCAGAAGCUAAGUGUGAUCGACGGAUUCGAUGACUUAAAUACCUCAGUUCAGUUCGAACGGAACGACGUGAUACAUCGAAGACUACUGCCUCGUAUGGAUAACAAUAUGUGAAUCUCAUCUUACUUUUUGCCCAUACUUUGGAUAACUUAUUAACCUGUAACAAUGAAGACAUUUAUUUUUGUUAAAUUCAUAAAAGUUGUUUUCUAUUGUUUGGCCAAGUACUGAACAUUUUGAUUUUUUGGUAAACAUUUCAUAAUUAUACCAGUAUAAAAUAUUCUUGAAGGUACUACAGACAUAAAAUUAAUUACCUAGGUCAUUAAGUGCUAAAGGAUCUAGGGCUAGGAUAGUCAAACAACGAGUAAAGACAGUGAAAGUUAAAAAAAUAUUUUACUCCAUCUGAUGUUACUCUGACGUGCCAUUCGAGUGUCGAAACAACUUUCCGUUCAGUUUGGCUCAAGUUCAUUGUCUACCCGACUGGUUUAAUAUGUUUUCGUAUUGUUGUUGUUCACGGAGCAAUUAUGCAUGUUUAAAGAUUCAAGUGUCUUUAGUCUAAAUGAUCCGCUUGAACUCGACGGCGACCAGUUACUCGCGUUUACCGCAAACCUUUACUCCAACAUAAAUUAUUACUACAAUAUUGUAAUUGUAUUUACUGUAAGUAAUUGUGGCAUACAGAGUUGUCAUUGUUAGUAUUGUACUGUUGUUGUUUCGACAGUAGUCUAUUUUGUAUUAUUUUAUUAUAAUUAGCUUUAGUAGUGUUUACUAUAUCUGUAGUAUUACUGUAUUGCAAUAUCAGAGACUACGGUAUUACCGUUCCUUCUGGCCAAAUGAAAUGCGGAGACUAAUACUGAUGCUUCUGCUACGCUCUACGCUGACGAAUGGUGCCAGAAGCGAGUUUGACAUGGGGUAGGUUUACAAAUUGUAAACAUUAAAAUUUGUAAUAAAAUAUAUGACAUGUAUAAUAUUAAUACUUUAGUAUUGCUCGUGCCGCACCCAGCUGGAAUCCAGAAGCUCAAGAGCGAACCACCAAAGAAGUAAGGCCGGAUUCUUUACGUUUCACACCUCCAACUACACCUACUACCCCACCCUUACCCCCAAUCGACCCAGAUGAAGAGUUUCAAGGCGGUGGAAACCUGAUUAUCGACCGGACAGAUCCCGUCAAUCUACUUACUACAACUACAUACACAUCUGUUGUUCUACCUAAAGAUCCUUUAGAUACCAAUGAUGUCGAACCACCUGAUCCAAGUAAUGGUUUUUCAUAGUAAAAUCACAAAACAAUAAUAGAAUGAUGUAGGUAACAAACUAAGUUUCAGAUGACAACGAUGACUAUAGAAUACCGUCAGUGCUCGUAGUGAUCACAGACGAACCACCCAACCCUGGGCCAGAACCACUCCCCUUGGCUCUUUCUUAUACCCAAACAACAUCAAAGGUACCAUCUGCAAUACAUUGGACUCCACAUUCCCAUAUCGCUCCACCGCACAUACCCUCUCCACAACUCCAUACACCAUUACCACACCCUCCACCUCGUCAGCCUCCAAUCGAAUGGGUACCACCCCCAGUGCGACGACCCCCACCACCACCCCCUCCACCUUCACAUUCAUUUGCCCCACCAGAAGAAGCUCAGCCAAGACCUCCCGAACCUACAGUACACGUUCAUCGACCAGUAAUCACGAGAAUACGACCGCCUGAUGCUGUUCUAGUCAGAUAUACACCUAGACCAACAUAUCCACCUCGACCUUUGAAUCUUCUGGAGUUAAAUAAUGUUGAGGAUACUGUAGUUACACAACCACCCACCUUCAUUGUGGUUACUACAACUCCAACAACUACUACAGAAUUGACCACACAGGCUACGACAACUACAACUACGACUACUACAGUAGCUACAACUACACAGGCGGCUAGGAAGAAGAUGUCUGGUCAGUUCCCAACCAGACAGACAAAGCCUCCACCGCCACGGCCAAUGUAAGUGUGUCACAAGCUGUUGUUUAAUGAAGGCUUUUGAAUUUUAAAUAUUAUUGAUUUUUAGAAGGUUGAUAAAAGGUCCAAAGCCAUAUAAUGUUACCUAUUCUUUUGUCACUCAUAAUAUCCAUUUCAGUCCAUUCGAGCCCGUUCCUCCAGAAGCCCUCUUCUAUCACGGUGGCCCGCUUCUGAGUCGAUACCCGGAACGGAACGUUCGCUACGUUCCUGUCCAUUACCGUAUUCCUGUGUUUCGACCCCCUCCGCUAUACGGUCCAGUCUAUCAGUACUAUCAGCCAGUACAAUCGAGCUAUCGACAGCGAGGCCAGUCCAGACUGAGAAGACGGUUCAUUACCACACGACGUAACAUGUUCCACCAACCUGCCAACUAUCGACAACAGUCGAAUCCGAGGUCUUAUCAGAAGGGUGCUGUCAAAUAA